CUCCUCUUUAUCUCCUUCUUAUUUUUUCUGCUUCUUUAGUUUUCUUUCUUUCUUCUACUUACUUUUUUUUGAAAAAAAAAAUGAAACACAACUCCGCCGAUUACAUUGAGCUAUCAAUACACAACAAUGAGGAUAAUGAUGACCCACCCGAUCAUGUUGGACAUGACGAAGACAUUCUUGAGAAAGACCAAGAAUACCAAGCUACUGCAGCACUGUUGACCGAUGUAGAGAGCAACCAUAGUACUGACGAGUUUGUUAUUUACGAGAGCAACGAGAAUAAACCUGAACCAAAGCAUGAAAAUACACUGGCAAUCCAGGCACUUCCUUCACUCAUCAUCUCCGUUAUCGGUCUAGUGCUGGCUGGUAACCUUAUGGAUGAUUUCCAGCAUUGGGAUGUCUUUUUAAAAACUACAGAAUUGUUUAUCUUGUUACCUAUUUUAUUAAACCUUAAAGGAAACUUGGAAAUGAAUCUUGCUGCCCGUUUUUCGACUUCGUCUAAUUUAGGCGAGUUGGAUUAUGGACCAACAAGAAGAUCACUUAUAGUCGGUAAUCUUGCCUUGUUACAAGUCCAAUCGCUUGUGGCGGGUGCUAUUGCCGGUGUGUCUUCCUUUGCUCUGGGGUUAAUUACAAAGCCUGGAAGUAGCACCAGUUAUUACGAAAUGAUGUAUAUGACAGCAAGUUCGAUGGUGUCUGCUUCAUUUUCGUCUGCCAUUUUAGGCAUAUUUAUGUGCGCUUUAAUUAUCAUUUGCAGGAAAUUCGAUGUCGAUCCUGACAAUAUUGCCUGUCCUAUGGCCUCUUCUACUGGAGAUAUUGUAACUUUAGUUUUAUUAGCUACUAGUGCAUCGAUACUUCAAAAUCAAAUGGAGAGUAUUUUUAGCACACUUAUAUUUUUGAUCAUGUUAGGCUUAAUCCCCAUCUUCGGGCUGAUUGUUUGGCGUAACUCUCAUGUGAAAGACUUACUAUUUGCUGGUUGGACUCCCAUUAUUUUGGCCAUGGUUAUCUCUAGCUUGGCCGGUAUUCUUUUGGAAGCCUAUGUGGAACAAUACAAAGGUGUCGCUUUAUUGACUCCUGUAUUGAUCGGUCUGGCAGGAAAUCUAGGCUCAAUUUAUGCAUCUAGAAUCAGUACUUGUCUUCAUUCCGAAACCAAGGAAAAUUACAAAGUCGUUGAAUAUACUCUUAUGGCUAUGAACAUACCCGUACAAGUUGUAUUCAUGGUCAUCAUUUGGGCAUUCGGCAUGGGUCAGCUCCAGUACAAUGUCUGGUUCUUUCUUUCGUAUUUUAUGAUAUCCAUGAUUUGUACCUGGAUUUGUCUCAAGAUUGGCAAAAUCAUGUCCUUGACAUUCUGGAGAAUGGGCUAUGAUCCAGACAAUUAUGUGAUACCUUAUCUUACUGCAUCCAUCGAUGUGAUUGGAACUAUCUUGCUGGUAUCCGUGUUUACUUUACUUACAUCUACCGGUGCUGCAGAUAUGUCUAUGACCGAAAGAGCAGCAAACAAACACAAUUAACGUUUAAAUACUCACCAAAAAAAAAAAACGCGCAUAUUAUUCAUCAUCCUCGCAUUAUUACCCAACCCCCUUUCUCCUCAAUAUAACUAGUAGUAACACUCAAGCUUACUGUUGUAGAUAUACACUUUCUUUUUUCUUUACCCCCCUGUAAAAUAAUAAAAUAUAAAAUGAAGAUCUCUUUAAAGAACA
Molecule: messenger RNA, 1694 nt
Organism: Mucor mucedo
Lineage: Eukaryota; Fungi; Mucoromycota; Mucoromycetes; Mucorales; Mucoraceae
Exons: 7
Coding region: 81-1505 (474 amino acids)
Biological process (GO): monoatomic cation transport
Cellular component (GO): plasma membrane
Molecular function (GO): monoatomic cation transmembrane transporter activity
Source: RefSeq, a predicted model, not a curated record